This is a messenger RNA of Rhopalosiphum maidis (corn leaf aphid), 983 nucleotides long. RefSeq lists its product as uncharacterized. The coding region runs from base 293 to 793 and encodes 166 amino acids. The record is from RefSeq and is a predicted model, not a curated record. NCBI's taxonomy places the organism in Eukaryota, Metazoa, Arthropoda, Insecta, Hemiptera, Aphididae. The transcript is spliced from 5 exons.
UGUGCAGUUGCGUUUCGAGCGGCCGGCGAGUUUGUCGCGUGUGCACACGGUGUUCACAUGUCGUGGUAAAUAAUAUAAUUAACUGCAAUAAUAAUAAUAAUAAUAAUAGCAUAGCAAAAAAUCACAAACACACAACGUUGUCGGAAAAUAUUAUUACCGUCUAAUAAUCGAUUGUAUAUUUUUAACUCCGCGGUCGUGUGCGAUUCGAUCAAAAAACUUCCGAUAGACGUGCAAAAAGCCAAGUGCCGUCGCGUACUAUUGCCUUCGUUCUACGGUAAACGCGAUCUCCGAGAUGGGUCGAAAGUUCCCGUUGCUCGAGUCGUUUCUGGGUUUCCCGCUCAAGACCGGAGCCAUCAUCAGCGGCGUAUACGGAAUAGUGAUUGCCAUCGUUACUGUAAUUCUGAUUUUGGUGAAGGACAUCAAAAUACAGACCAUUGUCAUAGAUUUCUUACCCAAAUCUGUCGUACAAAUCAUUGUUAUUAUUAACCUGCUUAUGACAGUAUUGAUAUCAUUAUUGCUUUUGGCUGGAAUUUUUAUGCGAAAGAAGAUAUUGAUGCUUCCUUGGAUAGUACUAACGAUCAUGUUAUGCAUUGGACUAGUUAUAUCUGUGAUAUACACUAGCAUUGACUUCUUAAUUCAUAAAUUCUAUUUCACUAGCUUUGGGGUUCUAGUGGUUGGCUUACUGUUUGUGUGUGUUUACGUGUAUAUGUGGUGGGUGGCCUAUAGUUAUUAUCAAAAGAUCAAAGAAGAAGAUAACCGGACACCAUACACCAGAACACCUUACUAUGGUUGAAAUAUAAAACUACAUUUUUUUCAUAAUACUAAAUGUUUGAACAAUAAUCAUGCAAUGUUAUUGCCAAUAAGAUUUUUUUAGACAUGAUGAAAUGAUUAACCCUCAACAUUGUAUAUAAUAACAUUGUAUGUGUGUGUACAAGUUAUAUUAUCUAUUAGUUUAAAAGGUUGUUUUCUAUGUUAAUUUUUAA